Messenger RNA from Orycteropus afer afer, 2662 nucleotides. The record is from RefSeq and is a predicted model, not a curated record. NCBI's taxonomy places the organism in Eukaryota, Metazoa, Chordata, Mammalia, Tubulidentata, Orycteropodidae.
GGCCUCCUCCCACCGCAGCCCAUUCGAGUCCCUCCACUGCGCUGGUCUCCGACCUGAGGCCGUCCGCAGUGUCGCCGCGCAAGUGUGCCCCGCGGUGCCCUCUUCUGCCGCUGCCUGUCGGGCAUGGACUGUGGCCGGGACUUCCUGACCCUGCACGGCCUGCAGAAUGACGAGGAUCUACGGGCACUGCUGAAGGGCAGCCAGCUCCUGAAGGUGAAGUCCAGCUCAUGGCGGAGAGAGCGCUUCUACAAGUUGCAGGAAGACUGCAAGACCAUCUGGCAGGAGUCUCGCAAAGUCAUGCGGACCCCAGAGUCUCAACUGUUCUCCAUUGAGGACAUUCAGGAGAUACGGCAGGGGCACCGCACCGAGGGCCUGGAGAAGUACGCCCAUGAUGUGCCCGCGGACCGCUGCUUCUCUAUCAUCUUCAAGGACCAGCGUAACACACUGGACCUCAUUGCCCCGUCACCAGCUGAUGCCCAGCACUGGGUGCAGGGUCUGCGGAAGAUCAUCCACCACUCGGGUUCCAUGGACCAGAGGCAGAAGCUGCAGCACUGGAUUCACUCCUGCCUGCGAAAAGCUGACAAAAACAAGGACAACAAGAUGAGCUUCAAGGAGCUGCAGAACUUCCUGAAGGAACUUAACAUUCAGGUGGAUGACAGCUAUGCACGGAGGAUCUUCAGGGAAUGUGAUCGCUCCCAGACAGACUCCCUAGAGAAUGACGAGAUUGAGGUCUUCUACAAGAUGCUGACCCAGCGGGAGGAGAUCGACCGCAUCUUUGCCGAGGCUGCGGGUGCUGGGGAAACCCUGUCAGUUGAUCAGCUGGUUACAUUCCUGCAGCACCAGCAACGGGAGGAGGCUGCAGGGCCUGCAUUGGCCCUAUCUCUCAUCGAGCGCUAUGAGCCCAGUGAAACUGCCAAGGCACGGCGGCAGAUGACCAAGGAUGGCUUCCUCAUGUACCUUCUGUCGGCGGACGGCAGCGCCUUCAACCUGGCGCACCGACGGGUCUACCUGGACAUGAGCCAGCCGCUCAGCCACUACUUCGUGUCCUCCUCACACAACACUUACCUGCUGGAGGAUCAGCUCACUGGACCCAGCAGUACCGAAGCCUACAUCCGGGCGCUGUGCAAAGGUUGCCGCUGCCUGGAGCUCGACUGCUGGGAUGGGCCCAACCAGGAGCCAAUCAUUUACCACGGCUACACCUUCACCUCCAAAAUCCUCUUCUGCGACGUGCUCAGGGCCAUCCGGGACUACGCCUUCAAGGCAUCUCCCUACCCCGUCAUCCUGUCCCUGGAGAACCACUGCAGCCUGGAGCAGCAGCGGGUGAUGGCACGACACUUGAGGACCAUCCUGGGCACCAUGCUGUUGGACCAGCAGCUAGAUGGGGUCACCACCAGUCUGCCCUCCCCAGAACAACUGAAGGGAAAGAUCCUGCUGAAGGGAAAGAAGCUUGGGGGACUCCGGCCCCCUGAAGGGGAAGGCAGUUCUGAGGCCACUGUGGUGUCAGAUGAGGAUGAGGCUGCGGAGAUGGAAGACGAGGCAGUGAGGAGCCACGUGCAGCACAAACCCAGGGAGGACAAACUCAGGCUAGCGAUGGAACUCUCCAACAUGGUCAUUUACUGCAAGAGUGUCCACUUUGAGGGUUUCUCCAGGCCUGGCACUCCUGGGCAGGCCUUCUACGAGAUGGCAUCCUUCUCUGAGAACCGUGCCCUCCGACUACUCCAAGAAGCAGGAAACAGCUUUGUCCUCCACAAUGUGGGGCACCUGAGCAGGAUUUACCCCGCUGGCUGGAGAACAGACUCUUCCAACUACAGCCCUGUAGAGAUGUGGAACGCAGGCUGCCAGAUCGUGGCUCUGAACUUCCAGACACCUGGGCUAGAAAUGGAUGUGUACCAGGGCCGCUUCCAGGACAAUGGGGCCUGUGGGUACGUGCUGAAGCCUGCCUUCCUGCGAGACCCCAACUCCACUUUCAACCCAUGUGUGCUGACUCAGGGGCCCUGGUGGACUCAGAAGCGGCUCAAUGUCAGAGUCAUCUCGGGGCAACAGCUUCCAAAAGUCAACAAGAAUAAGAAUUCAAUUGUGGACCCCAAAGUGACAGUGGAGAUCCACGGUGUGGCCCGGGACAUGGCCAGCCGCCAGACUGCUGUAGUCACCAAUAAUGGUUUCAACCCCAAGUGGGACACGGAAUUUGAGUUUGAGGUGGUUGUGUCUGAGCUUGCCCUCAUCCGCUUUGUGGUGGAGGAUUACGAUGCUUCCUCCAAGAACGACUUCAUUGGACAGAGCACCAUCCCCUUGAGCAGCCUCAAGCAGGGAUACCGCCACAUCCACCUCUUAUCCAAGAAUGGAGACCAGCAUCCAUCAGCCACGCUCUUUGUGAAGGUUUUCCUCCAAGACUGGGCUCGAGGAGUCUAGUGGGGUUGCCCUGAGCAGGCUAGGCCUCUGUCCACCUCUGGGGGCAGGGCUGGUAUGGCCACUCUCAACCUCUUGCUUAGAGUUAGAGGCCUCCAUACUGCCUUCAGCUCAAACACUGCCCAUGCUGCUUCCUCUCUGAGGUCCUAGGAGCUGAUCCAGUCCCUGGAGCUGUCCUUUAUUCCAUUAGGAACACACUGCAACCCUUUGGCCUCUGGCUAGCCCUGGGUCAAGGAUUUUUAUAAAAAUCGUAAGA